CACAAAUAGUAUCAGUCACAAAGAGAAGUUGAAGAUGACUCAGUCCCAGACCAACGGCGGAGACAGAGCAGAAGCCACCAAAAUGGCAGAGCCUCCUUUGAACAAUGAAAUGAUGUUUAAUAGGAGCUUCAGCACCGGCAGCUGUUUAUCAAAGGAAGAUGAGGAGACUCGUACAGCGCUUUCUUCGUUUAGAGCUAAGGAGAGUGAGAUUGAGAAGAGGAAGCUGGAGGUUCGUGAACGUGUACAGGCUCAACUUAGUCGUGUCGAAGAAGAAACCCGCCGUCUCGCCACAAUUCGCGAGGAGCUUGAGUCUCUUGCAGAUCCCAUGAGGAAGGAGGUUUUGGUGGUCCGUAAGAAGAUUGAUAGCGUUUACAAAGAGCUAAAACCAUUGAGUUACUCUGUUCAAAAGAAGCAAAGGGAAUACAAAGAAGCAGUUGAUGCAUUCAACGAGAAGAAUUUGGAGAAAAUUCAGCUUAUCACCAAACUCAUGGAUUUGGCUGGAGAAAGUGAGAAUCUGAGGUUGAAGAAGCUUGAAGACCUAAGCAAGAGCAUCUAGAAUGUCACAACACACAUGCAUGACAAAGAUCAUCAAUCAAGAACUUAUUGAGUUUGGGUCUUGGUUCAUUGUGUGAAUUGUAAUUUAUCAUCUUUCUUCUUUUGUAAAAAUGUGAAAUUUAUGGAUGGGGUUUUUCAUUUUUAAACACAGCAUACUUGCAUGUAAAAAAGUUG
This is a messenger RNA of Eruca vesicaria subsp. sativa (arugula), 729 nucleotides long. NCBI's taxonomy places the organism in Eukaryota, Viridiplantae, Streptophyta, Magnoliopsida, Brassicales, Brassicaceae. The record is from the annotation of a GenBank genome assembly.